AUGAACGACAACGACACCAAGCCUGCCGAGGUCGACGUCGUCGUCCAGCCUCGAGCCACAGCCCCAGCCUCCCAAUUGGGGAGUAUCGACGUGAUCGAACCGCUCACCGACCAUGCGGACGAGGCACUACGCUUCGUCGAGAAGCAUGAAGGAUUCAGCUAUACGGUCGAAGAGGACAAGGCGGUGCUCAAGAAAAUCGACCGUCAUUUGAUGCCAUUGUUGUUCGUGUCGUAUCUGUUCCAAUAUAUGGACAAGAGCAUCAUGGCCCAAAGUCUGGUGUACGGGCUUCGAGAGGACCUGGGGCUCAAGGGGCAGGAAUAUUCGUGGUGCGGAUCCAUCUUCUUCUUCGGCUACUUGGCAGUCCAACCCUUCAGCGGGCUAGUGAUGCACCGACUCCCGCUCGGGCGAUUCGUGACGGUGAUCUCGCUAGCAUGGGCGGUGGUGGUAUUCUGCACGGCCGGAGCCAGCAACUUCUCCGGGCUGAUGGCGGCGCGGUUCUUCCUAGGCGUGGCCGAGGGCUGCAUCUCGCCGGCGUACGUGCUGGUGACGGGGAUGUGGUACAAGAAAGACGAGAUCCCGCGGCGCACGACCAUCUGGUUCGCGGCCAACGGGCUAGCCAUCAUCCUGCAGGCCGUCAUCUCCUACGGCAUCGGCCACAUCCGCCACACGGGCGUGGCCACGUGGAAAUGGUUCUUCAUCAUCUUCGGCCUGGCCGGCCUGGUGCUGUCGGUCUUCCUGUUCGUCUUCAUGCCCGACAGCCCGCUGACCGCCAAGUUCCUCGACGACCACGAGAAGAUGGUCGCCAUCGAACGCCUGCGAGAUAACCGUACCGGCGUCGCCAACCGCGAGUUCAAACGCUACCAGUUCGUCGAGGCUCUCAAGGACCCGUUGGCUUACUAUAAUUUCUUCCAUGUGAUUUUAGUCGCUGUUCCGAACAGUGGAGUGACUUUUUUCGGCACGCUCAUCAUCAAGAAUUUCGGCUACGACUCGUUCAUCAGCUCUCUCCUCAUGAUGCCCUACGGAGCAGUCAUGCUGAUCGUGCUCCCGGCCGCGGGCUACAUCACAUCGAAAUACCCCAACACGCGAUGCAUCAACCAAUUCUGCACCUCGUUCCCCGCCAUCAUCGGCGCCGCGCUCGUCUACUAUCUCGCAUCCGACAACCAGGCGGGCCGACUGGCCGGGUUCUACAUGACGGCGGCGUCGAACGCCGCGCUGCCGCUGCAGUUGUCGUUGUUGAACUCCAACACGGCCGGCCACACCAAGCGGUCCAUCACCAAUGCGAUCCUGUUCCUGGGCUACGCUGUCGGCUUCAUCAUCGGCCCGCAGUUCUUCCUGACGUCGCAGGCGCCGAAAUACCCCAUGGGCUUCGAGACCAUGUUGAUCACCUUCGCCCUGCUGACUGUCUUCCCGGUCGGCUUGUACCUCUACUUGACUUGGCUGAAUCGGAAGAAGGACGCCGCGCUGAUUCGGGCGGGGGGGGAGGUCGUCUAUACUCACAACGAGGAGUUUUUGGAUCUGACGGAUAGGGAGCAGUUGCAUUUCCGGUAUUCAAAGUGA
Messenger RNA from Capronia epimyces CBS 606.96, 1557 nucleotides. RefSeq lists its product as uncharacterized. Gene Ontology annotation, biological process: transmembrane transport; allantoate transport; dipeptide transport. Gene Ontology annotation, cellular component: plasma membrane. The record is from RefSeq and is a predicted model, not a curated record. Lineage: Eukaryota; Fungi; Ascomycota; Eurotiomycetes; Chaetothyriales; Herpotrichiellaceae. Gene Ontology annotation, molecular function: allantoate transmembrane transporter activity; dipeptide transmembrane transporter activity. Bases 1 to 1557 code for a protein of 518 amino acids. The transcript is spliced from 3 exons.